Molecule: messenger RNA, 835 nt
Organism: Rattus rattus (black rat)
Lineage: Eukaryota; Metazoa; Chordata; Mammalia; Rodentia; Muridae
Gene: Gpihbp1
Product: glycosylphosphatidylinositol anchored high density lipoprotein binding protein 1
Exons: 4
Coding region: 39-746 (235 amino acids)
Molecular function (GO): acetylcholine receptor inhibitor activity
Source: RefSeq, a predicted model, not a curated record
UGAGGACUGCACCAGUGGACAGAGCAGCCUGAGUCAGGAUGAAGGCUCUCAGGGCUGUCCUCCUGAUCUUGCUACUAAGUGGACAGCCAGGGAGCAGCUGGGCACAAGAAGCUGGCGAGGUGGACCAGGAGCUAGAGCGCUACAGCUACGAUGAUGACGGUGAUGACGAUGAUGACGAUGAAGAAGAGGAGGAGGAGGAGACCAACAUGAUCCCUGGCAGCAGGGACAGAGCACCGCCUCUACAGUGCUACUUCUGCCAAAUGCUUCACAGCGGGGAGAGCUGCAACGAGACCCAGAGCUGCUCCAGCAGCAAGCCCUCCUGUAUCACAAUCAUCUCCCAUGGCAAAACUGACACAGGUGUCCUGACGACCUACUCCAUGUGGUGUACUGAUACCUGCCAGCCCAUCAUGAAGACAGUGGACAGCACCCAAAUGACCCAGACCUGUUGCCAGUCCACACUCUGCAAUAUUCCACCCUGGCAGAGCCCCCAAAUCCACAACCCUCUGGGUGGCCGGGCAGACAGCCCCUUGAAGGGUGGGACCAGACAUGCUCAAGGUGACAGGUUUAGCCACCCCCAGGUUGUCAAGGUUGCUCAUCCUCAGAGCGAUGGGGCUCACUUGUCUAAGGGUGGCAAGGCUAACCAGCCCCAGGGAAAUGGGGCCGGAUGCCCUGCAGGCUGGAGCAAAUUUGGUAACGUAGUUCUCCUGCUCACCUUCCUCACCAGUCUGUGGGCAUCAGGGGCCUGAAGACCCGUCCUCCCCCAACCAGGACCCUUCAGCCUCUCCUCCCUGACAACCAGCUUCAGAGAAUAAACUUGAAUGUCUUUUGCCACCUA